AUGAUUAAACAACAGCAACUUAAGGCGCAAAGCGCCCAGGUCCUUCAGACCAUUACAUACGCCACAUAUGCAUAUAAUUCAAAGACGGCAGAACAAACGCAAGGGUUGAAAUAUGGAGAUUUGGAGAUAGUAUUGAAAAAUGACCAUUUCGAAUUCGUUUGCAAAGGUGGUGCAGUGAUAUCAAAUAUAAAAGAAAUUUUAUUUAUGAAUUCAAAAAUUAAAGGAAUAACGGAUGAUAUAACAUCAAUUCCACCAGAAGAACAGAGAUAUUACGCAUUAAAUGCAUUUCCUAAAGUUUUGAAGAUUGGAAGAUUUAAUUUAAAUAAGGAAUUCAUAGAAGGUUUCCUAAAUGACAUAAUGAAGAAGGUGGAUAAGGAAUAUGUGGAUAGUGAGUUAAUGAAGAAAGCAGAUAAGGAAUAUGUGGAUAGUGAAUUAAAUAAGAAGGCAAAUUUGGUUUAUGUUGAUGAAAAAGAUAAUGAAAUUAAAGAAAAGGUUGAAUGGUAUCAUGAAUGGACAUUGGAGACUUUUAAAGUUAAAGCUGAUACAGAAUGGGUUUCAGGAUGUUUAGACCUUAAAGCAGAUAAAACAUAUGUUGAUGAAAAAGAUAAUGAAAUUAAAGAAAAGGUUGAAUGGUAUCAUGAAUGGACAUUGGAGACUUUUAAAGUUAAAGCUGAUACAGAAUGGGUUUCAGGAUGUUUAGACCUUAAAGCAGAUAAAACAUAUGUUAACAAUGAGUUAGAGAAGAAAGCAGAUAAGGAAAAAGUUAUUUCAUUCAUUAAUACUGAGUUAGCAAAGAAAGCUGAUAUAUCAUUUGUUAAUGAAGAAAUAAAACAAUCAGAGGUCUAUUUUACCCCACCAUUUUUAAAUUUUAUGAAAUCAUCAGAUAAAACCUUUGAUAUAGAUUCUUUUGAAUGGAUAUGUUUCGAUGGAGUGACCACGUAUUUAUUUUAUACAGCUGGAGUGCUUUAUUAUUUUAAAACAAAUGAUUUUAAAAACUAUGAAUCAUUUACUCCAUCUGUUUGGAAUCCUGAUACACGAAAGCCAAUCAUUAAUCCAAGAAUUUUAUAUGUUGAAUAUAAUAACGGUAACGGUUGGAGAUGA
Molecule: messenger RNA, 1101 nt
Organism: Trichomonas vaginalis G3
Lineage: Eukaryota; Parabasalia; Trichomonadida; Trichomonadidae
Exons: 1
Coding region: 1-1101 (366 amino acids)
Source: RefSeq, a predicted model, not a curated record